AUGGACGAUUUAUUAUUGUAUCCCUAUCCAACAUACAUAGCAAAUAAAACGGUUGCAAGUUGUGUUGCUGCCAUGGUAGGCAUUUCACUUAUUGCUUGGUUUAUUCAAUCGUACCAAGCUCGUUUUCGACCACCUCGUCUCAGCUUUCUUCUUUUAGCUUCGCAUCUGACUAUUGUCAUUGAAUUGAUCGUACGCGCAACUGUUCCUGAAGAUCAACAAAAUUCUAAAACUAUUUUCAUUAUCGUUAAUAGUCUUUCUGCUAUAGGUCAACGCAUGAUUAUUGUUAGUAACUACGUAUUUAUUCUUGAAGUUCAUUAUGUAAGAUCCUUGUCUUCUCGUCUUAUACUUAUUGGUGCCAUUUCAUGUGUUGUUAUGUCCGGGGUCCUAAUGGUACCAGUCAAUAUGUCAUCGUUUGACCCUGAAAAAAUUAAUGCAAGUUUUCUUUUCCGCAAACUUUCGGCAUCAUUCUUAUUUGCAGUAGCUAUUCUCUUCUAUCCCGUAUGGUACUGGAGUAAAACAGUGAAGGAUAUGACUAUGCAAGCUAUUAUUUUGGCCAUUGUUUCCAGUACUCUGUGCGCUAUUGGUGCUUUAUUUACUGUAAUUCAAUCAAUAUCUAGUUUUUAUGACCAGACUUAUAGUCAUGAGGUAUGGUUCUAUGUUCUACAAAUUGCCCCUAUUGCUUUUGCUCACUUUACUUGGUCAGUAUUUCAUCCAAAACGAAGUCUUAUUUCGUCUGAACCAUUAAUAUCAGCAACCAACGAUGAGCAAUCGAAACUAUGA
Messenger RNA from Rotaria socialis, 780 nucleotides. Lineage: Eukaryota; Metazoa; Rotifera; Eurotatoria; Philodinida; Philodinidae. The record is from the annotation of a GenBank genome assembly.